UGCCGGGUGCUCGCCAACGACCUCAACCCCCACGCCCACCGCUGGCUCCUGCACAACUGCAGGCUGAACAGAGUGCACGGCCACCUCACGGCCUUCAACAUGGACGCCAGGGACUUCCUCCGGGGGCCUGUCAGGGAGGAACUAACCAAAGAGCUCCCGCUCCUGAAAGAUCAGAAAACCUCUUUUCACAUCGUCAUGAAUUUGCCAGCCUUGGCUAUUGAGUUUCUGGGAGUGUUCAGGCACCUUGUGGCUGGGGGGGCCUGCAGGCCUGCUGCUCUCCCCACAGUGCACUGCUACGCCUUCUCCAAAUGUGACAACCCCAACAGAGACGUUCAGGAGCGAGCUGAGGCUUCGCUGGGAGCCUCCUUGGAUGGCCGCUGCUCUACCCACCUGGUUAGAAACGUCGCACCCAACAAGGAGAUGCUCUGCAUUAGUUUCCAGGUGCCGGCGGAGGUGCUGUACAAGAGGCCUCACCCUGAUGAGGCAAAACCAGCCUCUAAACGUCUGUGUACCAGCCAAGAUCUUUCAGAAGAAAAAUUACUGAGCUGA
Messenger RNA from Merops nubicus (carmine bee-eater), 549 nucleotides. Its product is annotated as tRNA (guanine(37)-N1)-methyltransferase-like. The transcript is spliced from 2 exons. The record is from RefSeq and is a predicted model, not a curated record. Gene Ontology annotation, cellular component: cytoplasm; mitochondrial matrix. Gene Ontology annotation, biological process: tRNA N1-guanine methylation; mitochondrial tRNA methylation. Lineage: Eukaryota; Metazoa; Chordata; Aves; Coraciiformes; Meropidae. The annotation marks the transcript as partial.